Molecule: messenger RNA, 386 nt
Organism: Anopheles maculipalpis
Lineage: Eukaryota; Metazoa; Arthropoda; Insecta; Diptera; Culicidae
Product: histone H2B
Exons: 1
Coding region: 12-386 (124 amino acids)
Cellular component (GO): nucleosome
Molecular function (GO): DNA binding; structural constituent of chromatin; protein heterodimerization activity
Source: RefSeq, a predicted model, not a curated record
GUUACUCAAAAAUGGCACCGAAAACUAGUGGAAAGGCGGCGAAGAAGUCCGGCAAGGCGCAGAAGAACAUCUCCAAGUCGGACAAGAAGAAGAAGCGCAAGACCCGCAAGGAAAGCUACGCCAUUUACAUCUACAAGGUGCUGAAGCAGGUCCAUCCCGAUACCGGCAUUUCGUCGAAAGCGAUGAGCAUCAUGAACAGCUUUGUGAACGAUAUCUUCGAGCGGAUUGCGGCGGAAGCGUCCCGGCUGGCACACUACAACAAACGCUCCACGAUCACGUCCCGCGAGAUCCAGACGGCGGUGCGCCUGCUGUUGCCGGGCGAGCUGGCCAAGCACGCCGUGUCCGAGGGAACGAAGGCCGUGACGAAGUACACCAGCUCGAAGUAA